UCUUCUUCCCCUCAACUGCUUUUCAUGUUCAACUUUUCGUUUUCACUUGCGGGAAGAGGACCACACCUUCUAUUACGUGGUCACGUUCAUAUUGUUUUCUCUUGUUGGUCUGUGUAUAGUUUUCUUUGUUUUUCCUUUUGCUGUCUGUUCGUUUUAAUUGUUUGUUUUGUUUGUUAUGACUCUGACUAUCUUCCUUCACAUUUAUCUCCUCAUUUUUGGUUUGUUGGUCACCUAAUUUCAAGCUGCCCUGUUUCUUUCUUUUUCUUUUUCCUUUUUCCUUUUUUCUUUCUGGGUAUCCUGAAAGCUCGGCAAAUCUGAACAGUUUUUGAUGUGGGGAACUUGAUGGUCUCCAUUUUUUAUCCAGGCAGAAGGUUUCUUUACGGGGUUUUGGGCUUUGUGGUUCGUGGGUAUCUCAGUUGAUGUCCAUCCAUGAUGGAAUUCUUGUGAGGGUUCUCCCUAACUGAAUGUUGAUUCUCUAGAUUGAAUUUUUGCACUUCCGUUAUCUUUGUUGCGAACACUUAGACUUGAUGUGUAAGGAGGUCUCGAGGUGUGGAGAACGUCAGGAUUUUGGGUCCUUUCUUCUGUUGCAAUUUGUUACUCACCUGAUUUCCUGUUCUGCAUUCUGUGGCUGCUGCAUUCUGGUCCUUCAUUAUUAGAGAAAGUUUGGUUUUUGGGGAGGGCUAUGAGGUGCUUCCGUUUUUCCUCUACGGAGAGGAAGGAAGGAGCCAAUAAUGUAAGGUCAGCGCCUGCGUCUGCUCGAUACAACAGCGGUGGUUCGACAGACCAUGAGCCGAGGGUAUCAGGGUCUGAAUUUAAUUCUCAGUACAACUCAGAUAUCAGUAUUGAAUCUUCUGGAAGGGGCAUGCCUAGUUUUUCUCACAGGCCUAACAACUGCCUUCGUGUUUUUACUUAUCCGGAGCUGAGGGCUGCCACGAGAAACUUCAGUCGCUCUCUAAUGUUAGGAGAAGGAGGAUUUGGUUGUGUAUACAGAGGAACUCUCCGAAGUGCAGAAGACCCUGAUUCAAGGCUUGAAGUUGCCGUGAAACAACUAAGCAGGAAAGGUUUCCAGGGCCACAAGGAGUGGGUAACAGAAGUGAAUGUGCUUGGAGUGGUAGAUCACCCAAAUCUUGUGAAGUUAGUGGGUUACUGUGCAGAAGACGAUGAGAGAGGAAUCCAGCGACUUCUGGUUUAUGAGUUUAUGCCCAACGGAAGUGUUGAGGACCAUUUGGCGCUACGUUCUUCUAAAGUGCUUCCCUGGUCUACAAGGUUGAGAAUAGCAUUAGGUGCCGCUCGUGGUUUAACUUACCUCCAUGAGGAGAUGGAUUUUCAGAUUAUCUUUCGUGAUUUCAAGACUUCCAAUAUUCUAUUAGAUGAGCAUUGGAAUGCAAAGUUGUCUGAUUUUGGGUUGGCGAGGCAAGGACCUGGCGAAGGGCUUAGUCAUGUUUCAACAGCGGUUGUUGGGACCAUUGGCUAUGCUGCUCCAGAGUAUAUUCAAACUGGUCGUCUCACAACCAAGAGUGAUAUCUGGAGCUUUGGUGUUGUACUCUAUGAACUCAUAACAGGGAGACGCCCAGUAGACAGGAAUCGACCAAGAAGCGAGCAAAAGCUACUAGAAUGGAUUAGGCCAUACAUAUCAGACAGCAAAAAGUUCUACAUGAUCAUUGAUCCGAGACUUUCUUCACAGUUCUCUCUGAAGUCUGCCCAGAAGCUUGCUGCUGUAGCUAAUAGAUGCUUGAUUAGGCAGCCUAGAUCACGACCCAAGAUGAGUGAAGUGUUGGAGAUGGUGAAGCAAAUCGUAGAAGCUGCAGAAAUUGGUAACCCACAAAGUGGCCCGAAGAAUUCUUCAGUGAAUGGUCAUGAGUCCCAAUCUGGUAGCGGAAAUGCCAAAUCUAAGAAUGUUUUGGAUGCAAGAAGUGUGGAAAACGAGCCAUCAGUGUCGUGUGCAUGGACGCUGAAAUUGAUACGGUCCUGUUGAUUGGUUUAGCGCAGCUAAUCCUAUCAGAAAUUUUUUCUGCCAUCUUCUCCAACAAGGUUUAGAUUAAGUUAAUCAUCUCGUUUGUGUAUUUUAACGUUACAGAAAAUGAGCUGUAUGUGUACAUGUCUAUGUCCAUUUGCAUUUGUUUGCAUAUAUUUGCAAUUUUUUCUGCACACACUAGCCAAGCGACGAUCUACAGGCUUAGUAUCAUGUUUGAAUGGAGAUUAAUGCGUUUAUUUUGACCCCAAAGGGGCGAAGGCCUCCUUCAAGCUGUUCAUACUUUGUGGGUGGAACGUAACGUUAAUCCCUUAA
Molecule: messenger RNA, 2287 nt
Organism: Nymphaea colorata (pocket water lily)
Lineage: Eukaryota; Viridiplantae; Streptophyta; Magnoliopsida; Nymphaeales; Nymphaeaceae
Product: serine/threonine-protein kinase PCRK1-like
Exons: 4
Coding region: 683-1975 (430 amino acids)
Biological process (GO): protein phosphorylation
Molecular function (GO): ATP binding; protein kinase activity
Source: RefSeq, a predicted model, not a curated record